Messenger RNA from Vigna unguiculata (cowpea), 1094 nucleotides. It is a transcript of the gene MED31, whose product is annotated as SOH1 family protein. The record is from RefSeq and is a predicted model, not a curated record. Gene Ontology annotation, molecular function: transcription coregulator activity. Gene Ontology annotation, biological process: regulation of DNA-templated transcription. NCBI's taxonomy places the organism in Eukaryota, Viridiplantae, Streptophyta, Magnoliopsida, Fabales, Fabaceae. Gene Ontology annotation, cellular component: mediator complex.
AAAAUAUAGAAAAUAGGUGCCCAAAAAACAAACACUUAAAUUGGAGGGUGGUUGUAAUUCACUCACGUUGAUACAUCGAAUUCAUAGAUUUGGGUGUGUUUCUGAUUCAAAGGCGAGAGCAAGGUCGUGUAGCAGUCCUAACCUCACUAAAUUUCGUGUUUGAAACUCUCUGUUGUUCUUGCAGCUAAGAGAGUACCGAUUCCAUGGCCACUAAAAACGAAAGCGACGAUUCAACCCAUACUUCUCCAUCAUCGCCGAAGAACAUAUACAAAGAUCCAGAUGAUGGGCGGCAACGGUUUUUGCUUGAAUUGGAGUUUGUUCAGUGCCUUGCCAAUCCUACCUACAUCCACUAUUUGGCUCAGAAUCGAUAUUUUGAGGACGAAGCAUUCAUUGGAUACUUAAAGUAUCUUCAAUAUUGGCAGCGCCCUGAAUAUAUUAAAUUUAUUAUGUAUCCUCAUUGUCUUUAUUUUCUUGAGCUGCUUCAGAAUGCAAAUUUUCGCAAUGCAAUGGCACAUCCUGUCAAUAAGGAACUGGCACAUAGACAACAAUUCUACUUCUGGAAGAAUUAUAGGAACAAUCGGCUGAAACACAUUUUACCAAGAUCACUUCCUGAACCUAGUGCCACAUCUGCAGUUCCUGCGCCCGUUUCAACUCCAGCUCAGGCACCUGCAUCUGCACUACCACCAGUACCUGCUACAAGCGUUGCUGUCACAGCAGCACCUACUCAAGCUCCUUCUCCUAUGUCGUUCGGUAUGCCCCCUGGCUCUGGUCUAGCUAAAAAUGACAUGAGGAAUCCUACAGUGGACAAUAGAAGGAAGAGAAAGUGACUGUUAAUACCUCAUGUAAAUUGAUUAUAAAAAUAGUUCAAUGUGGUUGGGUAAGGAAUCAGUUUGUUUGAGAGAUGGAAGUGUGGACAAUGAUAGAGCAAAGUUUUUAUGCAAAUUAUUUUUGUUAUCUUUAAAUAUUAGUUAAUAUUGAGUUGGGCCGACAAGUUCUAAUUGAAAAUCCAUAUGCAGUUAGUCAAAACUCAUAAUUUGUAUACAUAUAGUUUGUGAAAUGAUUUUCGAUUGGCAUACUGCCUUUGAUGGUUUCUA